Molecule: messenger RNA, 16032 nt
Organism: Ramularia collo-cygni
Lineage: Eukaryota; Fungi; Ascomycota; Dothideomycetes; Mycosphaerellales; Mycosphaerellaceae
Product: related to non-ribosomal peptide synthetase modules and related proteins
Exons: 8
Coding region: 1-16032 (5343 amino acids)
Biological process (GO): secondary metabolite biosynthetic process; amino acid activation for nonribosomal peptide biosynthetic process
Cellular component (GO): cytoplasm
Molecular function (GO): phosphopantetheine binding; catalytic activity
Source: RefSeq, a predicted model, not a curated record
AUGCCUGACACUGAACAAGAGACCAGAAUUCGGGAAUGGAAUCAAUCAGUGCCCGAAUCCAUCAACGGUUGCGUACACGAACUCAUAUCAAGUAUUGCACAUCGACAGCCGGAUGCAUACGCUAUCAACGCGUGGGAUGGCGAUUUUACAUACUCCCAGCUUGACACGCUGUCAAAUACCCUUGCAUGUCGCCUCGUUCAGCUCGGCGUAACACUACGAUCAAACGUUCCGCUGUACUUUGAGAAAAGCAAAUGGACUCCUAUCGCACAGCUUGCUAUCAUCAAAACUGGCUCAGCUGCAAUAGCCCUCGAUGCCAGCCAUCCUCUCGAAAGGCUCCGGACUAUUGUGAAUCAAACCAAACCGAAGAUCAUCAUUUCAUCAAAAAAGAAUGCAGAGCGUGCAGCGCUUCUCAGCAACGCAGAUGUACUGAUAUUAGACGACGACUUACUCGCCACUGGACCAACAUCUGGCAGUCUCCCGAGCGUAUCCCCAUCCGAUAUCGUUUACAUCUCGUUCACAUCCGGAACAACUGGCGUACCAAAGGGCGCACAAAUAAGCCACUCCAACGUCAGAAGUUCCGUCCACCACCAAGGCAAGCUUCUGGGGUUCAAGAAAGAUUCUCGUGUGCUGGACUUUGCGCCAUACAGCUUCGAUGUGUCCUGGAGUAACUUUUUCCACACGCUAUGCGCUGGUGGAUGUCUCUGCAUCCAAGGUGAGCAGGACAUGUUAGAGGACCUUUUCUCUGCCAUCGAUACUACAAAGACAUCAUUGAUCAAUGUCACACCGACGGUCUUACGGACGCUUCUGGCUAUUCCGCCUUCACUUAAGACUGUACUUAUGAGCGGAGAGAUUCCUUAUCGGGAGAAUAUUGCGCGUUUUGCGGGUCAGGUUCGAUUGCUGAAUACGUACGGACCAACCGAAACUACAUUCAAGUGCGCCUUUAGCGUCCUGGAUUCAACGGCGCAAGAUCGUCCCGAUGUUGGCAGAGGAGUCGGAUUUUGUACUUGGAUAGUUGAUCCAAAUGACGACUCCAAAUUGAUGGCCAUCGGUGAAACCGGAGAGCUACUCCUGGAAUCGCCCAUGGUGGGUCAAGGCUAUCUGGGAGAUCCAGCGAAGACUACGGCAGCGUUCAUUGACAACCCUGCUUGGUUAGGUCGUAGCGGAAGGCUGUACAAGACUGGAGACCUUUUCAAAUACAAGCCGGAUGGAAAGUUACUGUUUGUUGGACGAAAAGAUGACGACAAUCAGCGCAAGAUCCGUGGCCAGCGUGUUGAGCUUGGAGAUGUGCAGCAUCACUGUUCGUUGAUUCUUGGCGAGCAGCUGCCAGUUCUUGUGGAUGUUGUUAAACCCAAGGGAGCCUCAGACCAUACUUUGACUCUAUUUGUGCGGGUUUCUGAAGGCGAGCGUGACCGCAUCAAGCCACUGUUGGAUGCAAUGCGCCAAAAGUUACCAGACGUUUUGCCAGGCUUCAUGAUCCCCCAGCUGAUGAUUCCCAUAAACGAGAUCCCCAAAGCUUCUACUGGAAAGACUGAUAGACGGAAACUGAGAGAUAUGGCUGCAUCCAUGUCUUUUGAAGAGCUGCUCGAGCAGCAGUACACAAUCUUGCCACGGUCUGCUCGCCAUCAACCUGCAACAGAGAUCGAGGAAAAGUUGCUACAGAUUUGGGCAACUGUUCUGGGAACCAGUGCUCUGAAUAUCAGCACGACUGAUAGCUUCCUCGGCCUUGGAGGCGACUCAAUAUCUGCCAUGCGAAUGGUUGCUGCAGCAAGACGGGAGAAUCUCGCCAUCACCUUCGCAAACGCCUUCCGGACUGGAUCUUUAUCGCAACUGGCAGAAACCGCCCAUAUAACGUGCAACUCCACCGGAGACGAGUCUCUCAUUGCGCCAUUCUCCCUGUUGAGCGGAUCAGCCACCGAGGAUGAAGUCCGCACGGAAGCGGCGAGACUAUGCGGCAUCGAGUUUACGCAUGUGGAGGACGUCUUUCCAUGCACGCCAAUUCAGGAAGGGAUUCUAGCUUCGACAAUUCAUGAUGCGAGCGGUUAUGUGCUGAAGACGGCAUACACUCUACCAGAGUCAGUCGAUCUGGAAAGAUUCCGACAAGCUUGGGAGACGGUGUUGAAUCGCCAGCCCGUACUUCGCACAAGGAUAAUAUCUCUGGUCGGCGAGGGUCUAGUGCAAGUCGUGGUCAACUCAAGCCUCUCGCAAAUUGGAUCAGCAGUUUGUGAGAACCCCAUUGGGCUGGGAACUCCGCUCUGCCGAAUUGACACUUCUAACCUGGAAGGGAAAAGAAUAUUCGUCCUGGAAUUGCAUCAUUCCAUUUUCGAUGGAUGGAGUCGUCCGCUCAUUCUUGAUGCCGUCGAUGCGGUUUAUCGUUCCGACACUCCAAUUGUACCGUCAGUUCCAUACCAGAGAUUUGUUCGCCAUGUGCUUGCCGCAAGAUCAGAACAAUCUGCAGACUUCUGGCGAAAGCAACUGAGUGGUGUGGAUGCUACGAUGUUCCCGCCAAAAGCUUCUCCGGGAACGAAGAUGGAUUUGGAGCAUGCAAUCUCCGAUAUGGCCUGGCCCAAGAGCACCACUACCCCUUCCACAAUCAUAAGAGGCGCCUUGGCGAUCUUGAUAGCAUCAUACACGAAUUCAGACGAUGUUCUCUAUGGCGCCACGACUAGUGGUAGGCAGGUCGCAUUGCCAGGCAUUGAAAAUAUGCUUGGUAUUACGGCAGCUACCAACCCGGUAAGGGUGAAGAUUAAUUGGGACUGUAUAUUGCUUGAGUUGCUGGAGCAAAUGCAGACUCAGAUGGUUGAAAUUGGCGAGCAUGAGCAGUACGGGUUGCAGCACAUACACCGAGCUGUUGGAAGCGAAGAAGCGAGCCAGUUUCAGCUUUUGCUCGUCGUACAGCCGCGGCAACAGGUAGAGGAAGGGCAGAGCGGAUUGUUUCGAUCCCCCCGAACACUUUCAGUGCAUGGAGAUGAAAGCACUGCACAAGGUGUCUUCAAUUCUUACGCUAUGAUGAUACAAUGCUUUUACGACGAAAGUGGAGUUUCUCUGGACAUCAACUUCGACUCGGCUUGUAUCACCGAGACACAGUGUACAAGAUUCACUCAACAGCUCGAGCAUCUUCUGCGGCAGAUGUGCUCUGGAAUGUGCAAUCAGAAAAGAAUAAGAGAUUUGACACUGGUCGGCCCGCAUGAUAUGCAGCAGAUUCUCAGCUGGAAUAGUGCGCCAACGAAACUCGCGUCAAGAACCAUCAUGAGCACUCUCAUUGAGAAUGCCUCAAAAGACCCAGAUAGAGUUGCAAUCUCUGGAUCGAUCGAAGUAACAUACAAAGAGCUGACAACUCUUGCAGCAGCAUUCGCAAGAAGCCUGCUUCGUCUAGGUGUGACGGCUGGCGAGAUUGUUCCCAUUUGCUUGGAUAAGUCCGCCUAUUUCCCAGUGGCCAUGUUGGGAAUUAUGCAGGCCGGUGUUGUGGCGCUGCCCAUGGCCUCAUCGACGUCCUCUGAGCGUGCCGGUACCAUCGUCACCUCCCUGAAGCCAAGGAUUGCCAUCACGAAUCUCGCUUUGUUUGAUGGUUUGCUUGAGACUGUCUCUAUUGCGACACUACAAGAGGCCUCUGAAGUGGUGCAUGAUGAUCAGAUCCAAUUACCAGAGAUAGAGCUUUCGGCGCCUGCUCUGUGUUUAUUCACUUCUGGAAGCACUGGGAAGCCGAAAGGCAUACGAUGGAGUCACUUGACCUUGUCCAGCAACGCAUACGCCGCAGCCGAAUCAUUCGGUCUAAGAUCGCAAAGCAAGAUCUUUCAAUUUGCUGCGUACGAUUUCGAUGUAGCUCACGUCGAGACUUUCGCCGCUUUGUCGAUUGGAGCGUGUCUUUACAUCCCUACUGAAUUCGACAGAAUCAAUCACCUCACUAAUGCGAUCAAUGAGUCGGGAGCCAACUGGCUGUGUCUUACUCCCUCUGUCUCCGRGCUACUUGAUCCUGUUCCGAACAUCCGCACGUUGGUAUUUGCCGGAGAGAAGCUUACGACUGAGACAUCAGCGAAAUGGAUCGAUCGCGUCGACUCGCUCUUCAAUUGGUACGGACCCGCAGAGGCAUCAGUUGCGACUUUCACUUGUGUCAAAGGUGCAACUCCCGCAGGUAUUGGCCGCAGCUCAAACUAUGGCCGUGCUUGGCUUGUUGAUCCACGGAAUCCAGGCUUGCUCGCACCAAUUGGUAGUGUUGGGGAGAUUUGUGUUGAAGGCGGUGUCCUAUCCGAUGGAUACAUUGGAGAGGAUGCGGAUCAGAGCGCCUUUAUCCAGUCCGAGCUCAUCCCCGGCGAGGUCACUAAGCUUUAUCGCACUGGAGACUAUGGAAUGUACGAUGWGGCUGGCAAUAUUAUCUUCCGAGGCCGCAAAGAAGAUUCGCUACAGAAGUUGAGAGGACAGCGGAUCCGUAUUGAUGAAGUGGAAGCACAAGCACAAUCGAUUGUCAAUGAUAUUUUCGAGGCUCGAGUGGUGGUCGACAUCAUCACACCACUCAACAGCGACUCCGCGAUGCUUGUUCUUUUCGUCGGUCCAGCGAGCUCCUCGUCAGAAGCAGACAUCUUCGAAAUCUUGAAGACUGCAUUCCCAGCAGAACGGCUUGAGGAGUGUCUUUCGACAACAUUGCCAUCAUAUCAGAUUCCUAGGCUCUACUAUCCACUCGUGGACAUCCCCAUCGGACCAACGGGAAAGACUGAUAGGAGGAAACUCCGUAAGCUUGGGAGUUCCUCAACACUUGGGGAAUUGCUGAAAAUGCAACCCAAUCGAACCGAAGCCAGAGCUCCUUCAACGGCGGCCGAGCGAUGGCUGCAGCAUCUAUGGUCGAUCGUGAUUGGCAUCGACCAAGAAGCGAUCUCUGCAAAUGAUCACUUCUUCCGUCUUGGCGGAGAUUCGAUUUCUGCCAUUCGCCUUGUUUCAAUGGCGAGGGACCACGGUCUACGUCUUAAACUCACUGCUGCCAUGAUUUUUCAGUUUCCAAAGCUGUGCGAUCUGGCAAUGGCUGCCCAGCCGGGAUCUGAAGCGAUUGACACCGACGUGUCUCCUUUCUCUCUUCUUCCGAAAGACACGUGCGCUACUGAUGCCCGUGAAUAUGCCGCUGGGGCUUGUCAAGUUCUACCCUCCCAAAUUAUCGACAUAUACCCCACAUCUUCACUCCAGGCGGGUCUUCUUUCCAUGACUGCCAAGAACGCCGGCCAGUAUAUAUCACGCAGCAUUCUGGAACUUCAGACCAAUAUAGACCCCGAUCGUUUAAAGGCUGCAUGGCUAGCUACAGUUGAUAGGCUGCCAAUCCUACGGACAAGGAUCAUAGACUAUGCUGGUGACUUGGUGCAGGUCGUGCUCACGACUCUGCCCAUGUACGAUGCGGACGAUGUUCAGGAAUACCUGCUUCUCGAUGAGAGCAGAUCGAUGGGCCUAGGAACCGAGCUAUGUCGCGCUGCUGUCGUGGGGCAACAGUACUUUGUGCUCACCAUACACCAUUGUUUAUACGACGGAAGCUCUCUGCCCAUGAUUCUCGACACGUUACAAGCCUUCUACCAGCAAGUGACACUACCAGAAGUCACUCCGUAUCAGAGUUUCAUCAAGUAUCUCACGCAAAGCGAUCCAGACUCCAGUGCAACAUACUGGAAGAAUCAUUUGUCAAACAGCGAGCUUCAGCAAUUUCCGGUACUUCCAUCGCCAACGUACACGCCCCAAGCAGACCAGCGCCUCACGCAUACAGUCGAUCUGCCCUGGCCUCGUCUUGGUAUCACCCCUUCAACUAUUCUCCGCGCUGCGUGGGCCCGGCUUACAUCACAGUAUACAAUGUCUCCUCAUGUUGUCUUUGGAGCAACAGUGAGUGGAAGACAGGCUGAUGUGAUUGGUGUCGAUCGAGUCGGAGGCCCGACGGUUUCGACAGUGCCCGUCGCAGUCUCUCUUGACGUGAACGAGGAUCUGCAGGAAUUUCUACUGCGCAUACAACAAGAAGCUGCCGAUAUGGUUCCUCAUGAACAAUAUGGCUUGCAGAAGAUACAAGCGCUCGUAGAAGAUAGGCGGCGGUCGCUUUUCCAAUCUUUACUGGUCGUACAGCCGAUUGCAGAAGGUAGCAGCCUGGAUCAUGAUAGCUACUUGUUCAAGGCACGAACUUGGGCGGCCAGCGUGGAGACCCAAGGCAYGGACCCGUUCAAUACCUACGCAAUGAUGUUGGUUUGCGUGCCRAACAAAUCUGGCCUUGAGUUGACUAUAAGCUAUGACCGAGGGGUCAUGCCAACCGCUCAAGUUGAACUUCUAACAGCUCAGUUCGAGACAGUAGUCCGUCAACUUUGUUCAGAUCKACCCACCAGGCUAGGUGACAUCCAAGUUGCAAGUCCGCAGGAUCUCGACUUCUUCUGGACGCAGAACAUGACCCCACCGGACGAACCAACCAGUCGAGUGCACGACUUGAUCUCUUUACAAGCGUUGAACCGGCCGACAGAGGUAGCCAUCGAUGCUUGGGAUGGCCAAUUCACCUAUCAAGAAGUGGAAGAACUGUCAACAGUCCUUGCGCGAAAGCUCAUUACCCUAGGGGUGACGCCAGGCUCUGUGGUCCUUUUAUCCCUGGAGCGAAGUAGAUGGACGGCGAUUUUGCAGCUUGCCGUCUUGAAAGCUGCGGGUACAAUGAUGCUGCAGUCCACCUCCGUGCCGAUAGAAAGACUCCGUAGAAUCCUCAAGAACGUCCCGACAGUACUGGCCAUUGCGACGGAGGAGAGGUACAAAGACGUGAGCCCCCUGCUGCGUACUUUCACACCAGAAGAACUUGUGUCUAUGAAGGCAAUAUCCACUCCACGCCUACCACCCGUCAAGAUGAAUUCUGCUGCCGCGAUUCUUGUAUCCAGUGGUUCCACGGGCGAGCCCAAGGUAAUUCUAUGGAGCAAUACCACUCUCGCGGCGAAUGUCGUAGCCAUGAAACAUGCCACAGGACUGGAUCAGGACUCUCGGCUUUUCUCAUUCUGCAGUCACGACUUUGACGUUUGCACAAUUGAAAUGAUGGCGACACUGGUCUAUGGUGGUCGACUUUGUAUCGCUGCUCAAGAAGAACUACACAAUAGCAUGAGUUCUGCUAUGCGACGUUUCGAAAGCAAUUUUGUUAUACUAACCCCCUCUGCUUCUAAGCUUCUUCGCCCGGAUGAAGUCUCGGACUUGGCUACGAUCGUAUUCGCUGGGGAGGCUUUGGUUCAAGAGACAGUUGAUCUGUGGCAGGGACGAAGAAUCGUGAAUUGGUAUGGACCAUGUGAAUGUAGCCCAGGAACAUUUUGCACAGUAUUCAGUAAAUGGCAAAGUGGUGCCAUCGGCGAGACCGAUUCCAGUUAUUCGACACGAUGCUGGCUUGUCGACCCUUCGGAUCAUGAAAGUCUGACAUUGGUUGCGCGUGGCGCACCUGGCGAGAUUGUCCUCGAAGGCCCUGCUUGCGCUAUUGGAUAUCUUGGACCAGGGGCUCCGGAGAAUCGCUUUCUGAGCAGCCCACCGUUUUUGACCCGAGGUCAUGAAGGAUUUGCGGGAAGACAUGGACGGGUCUACCGUACUGGCGACCUUGCUUGCUUCAACUCGGAAGGAAUGCUCGUCUUCAAGGGCCGAAAAGACUCUUCGUUGAAGAUUAGAGGACAACUCGUUUCUCCAAACGAAGUGGAGCACCAUAUUCGACGACUGCUUCCUUUGAUCGAGGAUGUGCAAGUAGUGGUCGAUACCGUCUCUCACUCAGGAAGUGAGGUCGUUCAUCUCGCGGCAUAUAUCGCCAGCCCAUCAUUUUCCGCCGGAGAUGCCUCACAAGCCGAUUUCACGACACUACGUCAGGACCUUGAGGCUGUUCUACCGUCUUUUGCAAUUCCAAAUUUAUACAUACCACUCGAAACUCUGCCAUUGACUGCGACAGGGAAAGUCAACCGCCUUCGGCUGCGGGAGUUGGGCUGCGCUUUUGAACCCCCGAGAGAAGAGGUGCAACGCCACGAGAGUCCUCGCGAUACUGCAGAGCGAGCAUUACAAUCGCUUUGGGCACAAGUGCUGCGGUUGGAAAUUGAGAAUAUUUCCAGGAAUGACAACUUCCUACGCAUUGCUGACUCAGUACAAGCCAUGCGAAUGGUUGGCCUCGCCCAGCGACAAGGUCUUUCUCUGACUGUAGCCGACAUAUUUCGCUUCCCUCUGCUGAAGGACAUGGCGAAAUGUAUGAAGAGCACGGGUGUGACCGACAUUGCGUCGACAGCCCCUUUCGCACUGCUGGAUUCGGACAUCAACGCCAUUGAAGCACGGAGAGAUGCGGCGUCAAUCUUGGGCGUAGAUGCUUCCAGUCUAGAGGAUAUGUAUCCGUGCACUCCACUCCAGGAAGGACUUCUGGCUCUGACGGUGAAGAUGCCCGGAUUCUACAUCGGUCUGAAUGUACUCACCAUCGCACCUGGAAUAGAUAUUGCUCGAUUCAAGACUGCAUGGGAUGGAGUUGUUGAGGCAACAUCUAUCCUUCGAACACGAAUCAUCGACUGUCCCGAGCGUGGACUUUUGCAAGCUGUGGUAAAAGGUGCCACUCAAUGGUCCCCUGCCACGACACUUGAUCAAUUCAUACGCGAGGGACAGGAGAAUCCGAUCGGACUGGGCACUCCACUUGCUCGCUUUGGACUUUUGCGCCCUGACGAUGGAUCGCAGGGACAGUUGGUGCAAUUCUGCCUGGAAAUGCACCACAGUAUCUACGACGGAACCACUUUGAUCAUGCUGCGUGAGGCGCUCGAGCAGCGUUAUCUUGGCGAAAGAGAGGUGCCGCUAGAACCUUUCGCCUCUUUCAUCGCACACAUGCUCGCCACUGACAAAGAAGAGGAGACAAGCUUCUGGAAAGAUCAAUUCCAACACUUGGAGGCACCAUCAUGGCCAGCAUUGCCGAGUGAAGGAUACUCCCCUAGACCCGCAUCCGGAUACACACAUACAAUCAGUGAUAUGCCAUGGAGGACAGAUGGCUGCACCAGUUCCACUUUGAUUCGAGMUGCCUUCUCUUUGGUGGCUAUGAAGUACACAGACUCCUCUGAUUUCGUUUUCGGAACCAUAGUCUCGGGCCGUAAAGCAGCAGUCCCCGGCAUCGAACGCAUUGCUGGACCGACCAUUUCGACAAUACCUGUGAGGGUCAACUAUGAGGCUGGUGAAACGACGAUCGGGUCUCUCCUGACAAGUAUCCAGAAGAACGAGACAGACUCUAUCAAAUUCGAGCAAACAGGAAUUUCGAGGAUCCGCCAAGUGAGCGAGGAAGUGCGACAGGCGUGCCAAUUCCAGUCCGCUAUUGUCAUUCAGCCGGAAGAGAUCGAUAUGUCUGCGAGCUCAUGCUUUGUCCCUGAGCUAGAACAUUCCAAGGCCGAUUCCAACACCUUUUCUGGUUUCAAUAUCUAUGGGUUGAUGCUAGUUUGUACCCUACAGAGACAAAAGCCCAACGAUGCCGGCGGAUUAAGUUUGCAGUUCAGCUUCGAUGAGAAUAUGAUUGACUCCGCGACAAUCGCGCACUUUUCCCGGCAAUUUGAGAAAACCUUACGACAGUUGAACGAACUAGACCUCAUAUCUAAGGUCUCCGAGGUCGAUGUCGUUCCAUUGAAUGAACUAGAGCAGAUCCGGGAAUGGAAUCAGGAACUUGUCCCAGCAAGCCAGACAGCAGUACAUGCCAUGAUCACCGAAGUUGCGCUGCGCCAGCCUGACGAUUUGGCCAUCUCUGCCUGGGACGGAGAUCUCACAUACAGCCAACUGGACCAUCUCUCGACUGGUAUUGCUCACCGUCUGAUUGAGCUCGGGGUUGUGAGGAAUACGGUAGUGCCUCUCUGCUUUGAAAAGAGCAAGUUCAACACCGUUGCAUGUUUGAGCGUGAUGAAAGCUGGUGGCGCUGUCCUUAUGCUCGACUGUUCCCAGCCGGAAGCUCGUCUUAAGUCCAUUCUUCAGCAGGUCGAGCCUAUGGUCAUAUUGUCGUCUUCAGUCAACGAAGCACUUUGUGCACGACUGUUCUCGAAAGUUGUGGUGCUGGGCGACCUUUAUUCUUACACUCAUGUGAAAGCGGCUAUACUUCCGCGUGUCGAGCCCUCAGACUUGCUGUUCGUUAUACCAACGAGUGGAUCUACCGGAGUUCCCAAACUAUGCAUGCUGAGCCACUCUAACUUCUGCACUGCUUCAGAACAGCAGAGUCACAUUUUACAGCUUGGCAAGACAUCCCGAUUCUACGAUUUCUCCAGCUACGCUUUCGAUGCAGCGCACUUCACCAUGGUUCACUGUUUGACGAACGGCGGCACCCUUUGCGUGCCAUCAGAAGAGGAGCGCAGAGAUCGACUGACAGAAAGCAUUCGCGACUUCCAGUCCACAGAAAUUUUCCUCACGCCUACUACAGCGCGCAUCAUCGAUCCGAGUCUGAUACCUACGAUGCGAAACGUUUACUUUGGCGGGGAACAAGUGUCCAGGGACGAUCUGGUACCCUGGGUUUCGUCUACGACGACAUGUCAUGUCGUCUAUGGACCUUGUGAGUGCACGGCAUGGGCGACGUCUUGGAAAGUCCCCAAUCCUGUACCACGGACCAUUUCUCUUGGGAGAGCUGUUGGCCAGACCGCUUGGGUUGUAGACAGAUCCGGAAAUCGGCUUUCUGGGGUUGGUCACAUUGGCGAGCUGUUCCUCGAAGGUAGCCUCGUUGGCUUGGGCUACUAUGGAGACCCGGAAAGGACUGCUGGCUCGUUUCUGAAUAGCCCCGAAUGGCUACAGUCUGGGGGUCCUGGUAAUCAAGGACGACUCGGCCAAGUCUACAGGACUGGUGAUCUUGUUCGGUUACGAUCGAAUGGCACCCUUGAUUUCAUCGGAAGAAAAGAUCUCCAGACAAAGAUAAGAGGGCAAAGAAUCGAGCUUUCGGCAGUGGAACAUCACGUUCGAACAAUCCUGAGCGAGCACUUCACGAUCAUUGAUCUGGUUGCUGAAGUCAUAACACCAAAGGUCACACAACGACCCGUGCUGGUCGCUUUCUUGCAGGUCGAUGAAACUCAGCAAGCGGCUCUCGAGAAAUUCAUGGAUGAUCUUAACUUCAAGUUGGAGCAGCAAGUUCCAGGAUACAUGGUUCCUGGUUCAUAUCUUCUGGUUCCUGAUAUCCCGCAAACUGCUGGAGGUAAGGCGAAUCGGAAAGCUCUGAGAGAGCUAGGUGCGAAUCUCUCCCUCGAACAACUCAAGCGCCAGGAUGUUCCUACCAGUAAAACGUCGCCUCUCACGCAUUCUGAGAUGAUGCUACAAGGUCUUUGGUCCCAGGUCCUGGGAAUGGCCUCGGACGACAUCACUUCCAGCAGCAGCUUUAUUCGCCUCUCAGGUGACUCGAUUUCAGCAAUGCAGCUAUCUGCUCUCGCUCGCCGUAAAGGAUACUCGUUAUCUGUAGUGGACAUACUCAAAGCCCCAGUGCUUUCAGAAAUGGCCCGUGCCAUGAAGACUGUGGAAGUCGACACGUCAAGCUCUGACAACAUACCAAAGCCCUUCGCGCUCCUCAAGGACCCCUCACGAUCGAAGAGCAGCAUCAGAGAAGCCGCAGAUCUGUGCAAUGUCAGCGAAGCGACCAUCGAAGAUAUUUACCCGACUACUGCUGUUCAACAGGGCCUCCUAGCAGUCACAUCGCAAAGACCAGGCGAUUACGUUGCGCGUAUUGCAUUGGAGUUGAGAGAUGAUGUUGAUUUAUCACGACUUAAGGAAGCUUKGGAAGUCGUCAGUAAAGAAUAUGCACCCAUACUGCGCAACCGGGUGAUCCACAUCGAUGGGGAAGGACUGGUACAGGUCCAGAUUACCGAACCACUCUCAUGGAGUUACUACAAGAGUGUCGAAGAAGUCCUGGCGGACGAUGCUUCUCGCUUGAUGGGCCUUGCGCAGCGCCUAACUCGUAUGGCUAUUCUGGAGGACGCCCAGAGUAAGAAGACGAGCUGUAUCCUGACGCAGUCGCAUGCUGUACACGAUGGAGCGUCCCUGAAUCUAUUACUCGAUCAGGUCGCAACAGUAUACGCUGGGGGCCAUGAGUUGUCUGGUGUUCGGUCUCCACCAUUCCAGGCUUUCAUUGCCCAAAUCACGAAUCUUGAUCGCGAGAUUUCUGCACAAUUCUGGACCGAGCAGUUCCUCGACUGCGAGGCCACACCAUUCCCAUCGCUUCCAAGCCCUGACCAUCAUCCCCGAGCCGAUUGCGCGGUACAGGCUAGUUUCCGAGACAUCMGAUGGCCAGAGGAUGCAACACCGUCAGCAGCUCUACGAUGUGCUUGGGCAAUCUUGACAGCAAGAUACACAGAUGCAAACGAUGUCGUCUUUGGGGCUCUUGUCACUGGUAGGCAGGCACCUGUGAGUGGAAUUGAUCAGAUGAUCGCGCCAUUAAUCGCUGCUCUGCCCAUAAGAAUCCGCUGCGACCCGAACUCUACCGUAGAAGAGCUCCUCAAGAGUAUUCAACUUCAGGCCAUUCAGAUGAUCCCGUAUGAGCACAGCGACAUGUCAGCCGUUCGAGAUAUCAGCGGGACUAUGCAAUACAACACUCUGCUAGUCAUUCAACCUCCUCGCAGAGUUCAGGAUGAAUCUACCAAAGCCGAGAGCCUUUUUGCUCGUCGCUCUGAAUUACAGUCCUCUCUCAGCGGGCUGGACACUUUUAAUCCGCACGCUCUCAUGGUUCUGUGCCAGCUCAAAGGCCCAAACCACAUUGAUUUGGAGUUUAGCUUCGACUCAAACGUUAUCGAUGCAGCUCAGGUAAAGCGAAUGGCAGCUCAACUAGAGACUAUCCUGCGACAGAUUUCCUCUCAAGGAACACGUCGCGUGGGUGACAUCGAAGCAAUCAGCUCUCAAGACAUCAGGCAACUCUGGAACUGGAACGCCGAAGUGGAACCGCAGGUGAAUGAAUGUAUUCAUCAGAUGAUUACAACCACAGCCCAACGAGAUCCAAAUGCGGCAGCCAUCUGCGCAUGGGACGGUGAUCUUACAUAUGAAGAAUUGGAGCAUUACUCUAAUCGCCUCGCCUCGAAACUCAUGACUUGUGGGGCUGGACCAGGACAUGUCAUCCCACUUUGCUUCUCCAAGAGUGUAUGGAUGCCCGUCUCAGCUCUCGCAGUUUUCAAAGCUGGAUCAGCUGCUGUUUCGAUGGAUGCAUCGCAACCUGAGGGUCGUUUACGCGCUAUCGUUGAGCAGUUACAUCCCUCUAUUCUCAUUUCUUCGAUUUGCCAUGAAGAUUUGGCGAGGAGAUUAUCUACUACGGCCCAAGUCAUCACUGUCAGUAGGGAAAGUGAUUGGAAUGCCUCCAUCCCGUCUGUCCUCUGGCCGAAAGUAUCGCCAUUGGAUGUCCUGUAUAUUGUUUUCACAAGUGGAUCUACUGGAACUCCCAAGGGUAUCGUCACCACCCAUGCCAAUUUCGCAUCGGCUGCUAUUCAUCAAGAUGAUGCUUUGCGUGUCAAGAAGGGUACACGAGUUUUUGAUUGGGUGAGCCUUAGUUUUGACGUGCAAUGGUCGAAUUUACUUCACACGCUCAUCCAUGGAGCCACACUGUGCAUUCCAUCAGAACACGAAAGGCGCAACGACAUAGCCGCAUCUCUCAACCGAAUGCAGGCCGAUUACGUGUACUUCACACCUUCAGUUGCCGCAUCUCUUGAUCCAUCCACCAUGCCCGGAAUCAAGACUCUAGCCAUGGGUGGAGAACCGAUUCGCUCGGCAGAAAUCGCCCGCUGGAAACAGACGGAGGCUGUCAUAGGGAUCUAUGGACCCGCAGAAAACGCCCAGGCACUAUCUAUAGUCGAUUUGACUCCUUCAAGCCGGAACGGUCAUGUAGGUCAUUCAUUCGGCGGUAGAACUUGGCUGGUUAUUCCUGGCUGCCCUGAUCGACUGGCAGCCAUAGGAACUGUUGGGGAGCUUAUGAUUGAGGGGCCGAGUGUAGCAAGAGAGUACUUUGAAGCCAAGGACAAGACAGAUGCGGCUUUCAUCCAUGAUCCUCCUUGGCUUCUGCAAGGUGCACCUGAUCAUCCUGGUCGACGCGGGAGACUCUACAAAACCGGAGAUCUGUUGAAGCAGAAUUCGGAUGGAACGCUCGAUUUUGUAGGACGCAAGGAUGCGCUCGUGAAACUCAGGGGUCAGCGUAUUGAACUCACGGAGGUCGAGUUCCACGUCGCGCAAUUUCUCCCGCUGGGAAUUGGUGCAGCGGCAGAGAUUAUCAUUCCCGCAGGCACUGAAUCUCCACUUCUCGCCAUAUUCGUCGUCACCAGACCCGAACACCUUGGAGCAACCAUCGAAGGUGUCGAGGAGCGACUGGCAGAAAUCGUCCCACGAUACAUGGUACCCGGAGCUUGGAUUCCUGUGGAUGCGAUUCCCAUGACGACGACCAGUAAAACCGACAGGCGUGCUCUACGUGAGAUUGGAAGUCGAUAUACUCUCGAGAGCAUUGCGAGUUUCCAAUCAGCAGGCGGCAGCAUCAGUCGUCCUCCGGAAUCUAGCAUGGAAAAGCGUAUGGCGGCUCUCUGGUCCAAUGUACUCGGCAUCGACAUAUCAUCAAUCAGUCGUGGAUCUAGCUUCAUGAGGAUUGGAGGAGAGAGUAUCGCUGCGAUGCAGCUCGUCGCUGCUGCCAGACGUCAAAAUAUCCGAAUCACAGUUGCUGAUGUCUUUUCCAAUGCAAAGCUGGAAAAUCUUGCAUUGGUCGCAAGAGAGAUAGGGCAUGUGGAGGAAGAACACAUUCGCCAUCAACCAUUCUCGCUUCUACGCCACCCUCAUCUGAAGGAAUUCUUGGAAGAGUGUGUGCAGCAUCUACUACUUCAUGAUAUCGAUCAGAAACUAGAAAAUGUGCUUCCUGCCACCGACUUUCAAAAACAAGCCAUCGAAGACGCUUUGCAGGACCCACCUAGCAGAUGGCCGCACUGGAUCCUGGAUCUCCCAUCAAACGUCGACUUUCAACGUUUACGACAUGCUUGCGCGAAGCUCGUGCAGCAUUUCGAAAUACUGCGCACCGUUUUCGUUUCGCUCGAUGAUCAAUACUGGCAGGUCGUCUUAUCAGAGCUCUCUCCGCCCUUUGAUCUCAUCGAGACUGAGGAGGGACAAUCAGUCGAUGCGGUGAAGUCUGCUUGCGAGCAAGACUUACUUCGUCCACGUAAUCUCGGGGCAUCCUUUGUCCGGUUCAUGGCUGUCAAAUGCUCAGAUGGCCAGCACAAACUGAUUUUCAGACUUUCUCAUGCUCAGUUUGAUGGUUUCAGUUUCGGACUCGUGCUCCAAACGCUGUCUCAAUUCUACACAACAGAUAGCCUGCCCAGCCCUCCGUCGUUUGCAGACGUCAUGUCUUUCAACAGUUCAAGAAAGCAGGAAACCUACAAAUAUUGGUCUGCAAAGCUCGACGGUUCGAAAUAUCCCGGUUGGAGUGCGACGUCCUCCUCUGCGACGAAGAGUGGUUAUUCGACUACGGAUCGACUUCUAAUCUCCAAGAAGAUCGCCCCCAUGCCAACCAUCAGUCAAUGUGGAGAUAUUUCGCCUGCCACAAUAUUCCACGCUGCCUGCGCUCUGGCAUUCUCGCAACAUUUCGGCCAACGGGACGUAGUAUUUGGACGACUCGUCACAGGGCGAUCAAUGUUACCGAGCAGUCUGCAGCAUACAGUUGGACCUCUACUCACCGAAGUCCCAAUCAGACAUACAGUCCGCCCAGACGAUACACUUCUUGAGAUUGCGCAGGAUAUGCAGGCUCGCUUCAUAGAAGAUUCCAAGCACGAGGCAGCAGGGAUGGUGGAAAUCAUCCACCGGGCAACCAAUUGGCAGGAAGAGGAUUUUGGAUGGCGGACGGCUUUUCAGCAGGAGCAAGAAGAUUCGUUCACUUUUCUGGAGUCUCCUAGCAAAGUAUCAUUCUUUGAAAGGGAUGUUCUUCCACGGAAUCGACCGGAGAUCUAUGCCACUCCCCAACAAAAUGGUCAAUUGGAGCUUGAAUUCGAGGGAAAUCUGCAGCUUAUUUCGAGAGCUACGGCAGAUGCUGUUCUUGGACGAUUGCAGAAGAUAUUGGCCGAUUUCGGAAAAUGCCGUGAUGGUGUAACAGCCGGCCAACGUUGA